AUGCAAUACAUGUCAAUUCGAGUGCACUUCCUGCUUUAUAAUAACGUUCGGAUACUUCCCUUUUUGAUUCAUCCACUAUCGAUAUUUCCGGAGCUGAAAAAUUUAUUAAAAAUGACUUUAACAAAGAAAAUGUUAUCCUUAUUACGGCAGCUUCUGAAGCUGUACAUCAAACUUAAUACCUAUUACUGUCAUUUCAAAUGCCCUUAUUAAAAAGACUUUUCAAAGAUGAAAACAAAAAACUACGUCUAUCAGGACUCCUUCUUGGAAUUUAUUAUGAUAGUUACAUUACAGUUCGCUAAAAUCUUUCUAAAAUAAUUUUAUCUGACGGAGUUAGUGUACAGCACAUCACAAUAGAAUCUUUGAUGUUUUAAUGGUACAAUAGUUGUGAAAAGACAUAAUUUAUUAAAUUAUGUAGUAGAAUAUAUAACUAGAACGCUUAGUUCACUACUUUUAGAUCUGGAACUGGAAUUUGUAGCGCUACAAAGAGUUUUCAGGAUUUUCUAUUACAAUUACAAAUCUAAAAUUUUGUCCAAAUUUCUAUUACGUUAAAAUUACACGCUAACUUGCACUUGCAGUUGUAACAAUUUUGCAAAAUCUAACACAAAAGAAUGAUUUCGUUCUGUUUUGGUGUUUUUUUCUGUGGUACACUGAUGGUAAGAUUUUGAGAUACGUCCUGGAACGUCGGCGGUCCCAUAUAUCAAACUAAAAGACGCAUUACAAGGAAACAGCUGUGAAUGAUGUAUGAAUACAUUCACUAGCACUUAGUACUAAUUGAAGGUAAUAAAGGAAAACCGCCUUUGUAUCCGUGGCUUAACGAGGAAGCUUAAAAAUUUAUAUUGUUUACCUUUACCACAUUUCCUUCGGCAAUAAUGACCAUCCUAACUGCUAUAGAGUUAGGUAUCUAUUAAAAUCUUAAAUCUCUGUAGAAAUUAAAUAGAGUGUGUCUAAAGCCCUUUGCUCUGCUCGAAUAAAAUUAAAUCAAUGACAACUCUUCGACAAAUAUGUCGGAAUGUGAAUUCUUACUGGAUUCCUAUUCUGAGAAAAUGCUUCUGAAAAUCUAUAUUACACGAGAUGCCAGCUUCACGUCUUUAUCUAACUGCCGUUGGUUAAACCUUCACAAUAUUUAAAAUACAUUGUCAUUUAUCAUUGUGGGACAAAUUGAGACGUGAAAUAAUAACAAGAAAAUAUGAACAUUUACAACACUAAUUCAGUUUUUUCAGGGAAAUUAAAUUUAUCUUAAAAAUAUUGAAUACAUAUACCUAAUAAUGAUUGUAAUACCUAGGUACUUAGGUAUUUUCUUGUCUUAUGCCUACAAAUUUCAUUUAUGUUUUAAAAAGUGCAUUAUUUUUAUUAGUAAUAAAUAAUUAUUUUACGAAUAUAAUAGUAAUCAGAUAGUUGAUUACAUUAAAAAUUAAUAGUCUGUUUUACUGUGUUAUUAAACAUUGGUAUUACCUAUUAAAUAAGCGGGGCCUAACUGGCUUUCUAAGAACAUACAUGUACACACGUAUAAAUACGCACACGCACAUCUUUGUGUUUCGCUAUGGAAUAUUGAUGUACUUACAUUAUGCUUUUUUACUUCUUUUCUUGGUAAAUGUCGAAUUCCAGUGCAUUUUCCAAGUAUUUAUCGACAUGUUUUACUUACGGGGGCAAAAGCUGGGCUAUUUCGUCAGUAGCACAUUUGAAUUCGGCGGUUAACAUUGUUGUUGGGCUCGUUUGUUUUUUAGCGCCAUAUUGGCUUGUUGUUUAGGGAAGAAGAGCUGUUUGUAGUUUAAAAAAGUUCGUUAAAGCUGUGCCACGUAAUUGUGUAAUAAGAGGACAAGAUGGAACCGGAAAAUUCAGACAGCAGCAAAUCAAAUUCCGAAGAGAAUUGUAUCGUUAUUUCUUCUGAUUCGGAACAAGAAUUUGUCAUGCCCGAACUGAUUGAGAUUGAGAGUUUAUCUCCACCUCGCCCAGAACCGCGUAACAUCAACGAUUAUGAGAGAACAGCAGGACUGUUUGGGUCUCAGAUGCUGUAUAAAACGAUAAGUCCGUACGAUAAUCCGCAGCCUUCUACAAGUGGUAACACAUCCACUUUCGCGUCAACAAAUUUUCCUGGGUCUGAUUUUUCUGAACAAAUUGUUACAGCUGGCAGAAGAAAUCGAUUGAUUCCUCCCAGCCAACAGUUGGUGUUUGGCUUCCCUACCACCACCGGAACACCCAGCGAUAACAUCAGGCAAUUCCAAUGGGCAAAUUUUGAUUGUAACUACCCCAUGUACAUGCCUGAACAUGAAGUAUCAGAUUUACAUUUUUGCGAACAGGGUAAUGAUAAUUCUGACAGUCGAAAUGAUUCUGAUUCCGAUCUACACUAUCGGCGUCCAGUAGACACUGACCCUCCUAGUAGCGAAAUCGACAACGAUCCCAAUAAUAUUGAAAAUUAUGGUGGCACACUUCGGUAUCCAAUCCCUAAAUUCCGAAGUGGCACUGUUUACCGCUAUGCCCCUGUUAUCGAUACGUUGCUCAAAAACGAUCCCGAUUAUAACUUUGAUGAACCCUAUUUCGAAAACCAAAGUUCACCAUUACAAUUUCCCAAUACAGAAGAGGGGAACAAUAAUGCAAUCGAAUCUGAAAUUGUGGAGGAACCAAUCGAUUCUGACUCAUCGGGUAACAAUUUCACACCGCAAACCGCUAAUGUCGAAUCAGGUAACGGCAUUCCUGAUAACAUAGAUGAGCCUUCAGAAUCACCUAUUCCUGAUAAUAUAGGUGAAGAUUCUGAAGCUGAAAGUGAGAGUCCACCACGAAGGAGGCAUUCCAAUUUAGAUCUCACUAUUUACGCGAUUACUCGACAAAUAUCAAUUCAACAUGUUCAUGUGAUAAAUAUCAAUCAGCCAUCACGCAAUGACGCUAGAGAUUCUUCUUCCUCAGACGAAGAGCAUUUUACCCCCCCACCACCUAAUUCAGAAUCGGGUGAUGCUGUAGCUCCUGUAAACGGUGUUGAUUCUCAGAGACCGCAGUCUCGUAACUCCGGUGGCGGUAACUCUAGAAGACAACGCCAAAAUUCUUUGUUGGGUAACGUAGUAACUGAUGGUUCAGAUACUACAAGUAACUAUUCUGCCUCGGAACCUCCUAAUUCUCAGUCGGGUGACGAAUCUGUCGCCUCUGAAACCGAAAUCGCAUCUUGGAGUAAUAAUUCGGUGCAGGGUAAAAAAUUAUCUGUUUUAUCGUUACUCGUACGGUCUGUACUGAAAUUAAUUAAAUUCUUCGUAGGUAACAAUAACGAGGAUUCUCGUUCACCAAGCGAAAGAUCGCUGCGUCAGUCUUCUGACGAACAAUCGGGUAAUGAGUCUGGUAUAGAAUCUUCUAAUAAUAAUCUAUCGUUUUCCCAGUUCGAAAAGGGUGUGCAUACUCCUUAUUCACCAGACGAUCCUAUGGUUCCAUCACAAUCCUCUAAUUCGGAUUCUGGUGGCAACUCCACAAGCUCGUUAACGGUUGAUGAAAGCGCAUCCUCCAGCGGCAACUCGAGACCUCGAUCUUCUAAUUUGCAAGCGGACCUUUACCCAAGACAAUUCCUUGCUGGGCCAAGUCAGCCUGUUGCAGGACCAAGUCGCCCAAGACAACGUCAACUGCGUUCUACAUCCAAAGGAACAAAUUCUGCUAGGAACACUGCUGCAGAAACCAACAAGGAAAAUGAUACCGCAAAAGUUCCUCCGAAAAAGAAACGUAGAACUGAAUAGGAAGGUCUACAAGCCUACAUUUUCAUUGAUUUUUUUAAAAUUGUUCUUAAAUUUAAUGAUUUAAUUACUCUAAGAUUUACGUUUUUAUAGUUGUCCUAAUUAAAAUUAUAGUAGUUACUCAGUUACUCAUGUAUAACUAAGAUUAAUUGUAUCAGUUACUCGCUGUAAUUCUUUGAAAAUAUGUUCGUUAAGGUCAAAUAGUUACCGUACAUGUGAUAAUAGUCAAUUUGAAACCUCUUUGUGAUAAUAAUUACUUACUCCGUAACUCAUAUCUUCAAAAUUAGAUUAAUUUUAUCAGUUACUCGCUGUAAUUCUUUAAAAAUAUGUUCGUUAAGGUCAAACAGUUACCAUACAUGUGAUAAAUAGUCAAUUUGAAACAUCUUUGUGAUAAUAAUUACUUACUCCGUAACUCAUAUCUUGAAGAUUAGAUUAAUUUUAUCACUUACUCACUGUAAUUCUUUAAAAAUAUGUUCGUUAAGGUCAAACAAUUACCAUACAUGUGAUAAUAGUCAAUUUGAAACAUCUUUGUGAUAAUAAUUACUUACUCCGUAACUCAUAUCUUCAAGAUUAGAUUAAUUUUAUCACUUACUCACUGUAAUUCUUUAAAAAUAUGUUCGUUAAGGUCAAACAAUUACCAUACAUGUGAUAAUAGUCAAUUUGAAACAUCUUUGUGAUAAUAAUUACUUACUCCGUAACU
This is a messenger RNA of Agrilus planipennis (emerald ash borer), 4407 nucleotides long. RefSeq names its product serine/arginine repetitive matrix protein 1-like. Bases 1821 to 3710 code for a protein of 629 amino acids. NCBI's taxonomy places the organism in Eukaryota, Metazoa, Arthropoda, Insecta, Coleoptera, Buprestidae. The transcript is spliced from 18 exons. The record is from RefSeq and is a predicted model, not a curated record.